GACGCACUCUUGCUAAGUUCCUGCAGCUGUGAAAACUGAAAUCUGAUUUCUGCAGUCAUGGCCAAACUGAUGGUUCUCACUGUUGUUGCAGUUUUGCUGCUUGCCGAUGUGAAACUAAGUAGAGGAUUUCGGCCUCCUCUGUGCUGGACCGACUGGUACAAUCGCGACAAUGCAAAUGGAAAAGGUGACUAUGAGGAUCUGAAGCACCUCAGAAAGGAACACCCUGGAGAAAUUUGUCCCUACAUUUUGGAAAUCGAGGCGGUUACUGUGUUUGGAAACAUUAGAGCUGAAGACACAGGGCACACCUUCCAGGCCUACAAUACUGAAGUUGGCUUCAUUUGCCGCAACGAGGAUCAGCAAUUUGGGCGAUGCAUGGACUACAAGGUUCGCUUCGGAUGUCCAUGCUUUCUUCCACAUUAAAUGCAUCCAUUACAUCCAUUAACCUGAGAGAAAAUAAAAACCUUUAGUUCA
Molecule: messenger RNA, 471 nt
Organism: Nothobranchius furzeri (turquoise killifish)
Lineage: Eukaryota; Metazoa; Chordata; Actinopteri; Cyprinodontiformes; Nothobranchiidae
Product: cartilage intermediate layer protein 2
Source: RefSeq, a predicted model, not a curated record